AGGCUUUCUCUCAUCCCGUCUUCUACUUUCCAUCACCUAAAACAUCUUACCAAAUCAAUGGAGAUUGUACCACACAAAACGCAACUCAGGGAACGCCAUAUGUUCUCAACCUCAGAUGACAUUACAAUGAUGAGGCAAGUUCAGGCCACUCAUGCUCCUGAUGGCCGUGAAUUUGCUGUCAAACCUCUUCUUUACAUCAUUGAGGACAUCUUUCGUCGUGCCAUCCCUGCUAUCCCUGCUAUCCCUGGCUUUGAUCAGGGAACGCAAACACAACUAGAUGUAUUGGAUGACAAGACUUUCCAGGCUGGAUUUUUCGACAUGCUUGAUCUGUUGUCAUUCACCAUCAAUAAAAUUUCCUGCGAGAUAUCCUGCAAAUGUUCUGGUGGUGGUGAUGCACAUGCAACAACUUUGGGAAUAUUCAACGUUCUUACAAGCUACUCUUGGGAUGCUAAAGUGGUGCUAGCUUUGACUGCAUUUGCAUUGAUCUACGGGGAAUUCUGGGUGGUGGCACAACUUUACCCGACCAACUCACUAGCCAAAUCAGUUUCACUCCUCAAGCAACUGCCCGAGAUACUAGAACGCUUCGACACACUGAAACCAAAGUUUGAAGCACUUAGCAACCUCAUCAACUCCAUGCUAGAUGUAACCAAAUGCAUUGUUGAAUUCAAAGAGCUUCCAUCACAGUACAUUAGCCCUGACACGCCAGAAAUGUUAACUGCCACUGCCCACAUUCCUACUGCCGUUUACUGGACCAUCCGCAGCAUUGUGGCUUGCGCAUCACAAAUUAUGGGCCUCGUUGGCAUGGGUUUUGAGUUCAUAACAUCAACAACUGAGGCAUGGGAAUUAUCAAGCUUAGCCCACAAAGUCAAGAGCAUACACAGCCAUCUUAACAAGCAGCUCAAUCUCUGUUAUCAACUGAUUGAUGAUAAAAGGCAUAUUGAAGCAUAUCAAACACUUGUACGACUGAUGGAACAACCCCACAUGGAUAACAUGAAGAUCCUGAGGGCACUGAUUUAUGCCAAGGACGAUCAAAUGCCACUUCUCGAGGGUGCAACCAAGAGAACGGCGAACCUCGAAGUGCUGAGGAGGAAAAAUGUUCUGCUCCUGAUUUCAGACUUGGACGUGUCCAAUGAAGAGAUAUUCAUGUUAAAGGAAAUGUAUCGAGAGUCACGUCAGAACCAACCAAGGAUGGAGAGUCAGUUUGAGGUGGUGUGGAUCCCAGUUGUGGAUAGGUCAACUCCAUGGUCCCAGGAUAAGCAAAAACGAUUUGAGAGUCUCCAGAAUUCAAUGCCGUGGUACUCUGUAUAUAACCAUACAAUGAUUGACCGAGCUGUGAUCAAAUACAUCAAAGAAGUGUGGCAGUUCAAGAAGAAGGCCAUUCUUGUUGUCUUAGACCCACAAGGCAAAGUGGUCAACAACAAUGCCCUCCACAUGCUCUGGAUUUGGGGAAGCCUUGCAUUCCCCUUCACUAGCACUAGGGAGGAAGCUCUUUGGAAGGAUGAAUCUUGGAGACUCGAGUUGUUAGCAGUACCUGUGGAUGAAUCUAUCCCUCUUUGGAUUGAAGAUAAAAAGGUCAUAUGCUUGUAUGGUGGAGAAAACAUAGAAUGGAUAAGGAAAUUCACAACAAUCGCAAAGGCAGUUGGACUAGCUGCACAGAUUCCAUUGGAGAUGCUAUACGUUGGGAAGAACAACACCAGAGAGAAAAUAAAGAGAAACAUCAAAACCAUUAAUGAGCAGAAUCUUAGCAACACACUGCAAGACUGGGAACUGGUGUGGUUCUUCUGGGUGCGGUUGGAGAGUAUGUGGCACUCCAAAAUGCAACAUGGAAAGAGUGUGGAAAAUGAUCCUAUAAUGCAGGAGAUAGUAACAAUGCUUAGCUUUGAUGCGAGUGAUCAAGGAUGGGCUUUGUUUUGUCAGGGAAAAGACAUGGCCAAGGGCAAGGGUGAAACAAUUCUGCAAACUCUUACGGACUUUGAUUUAUGGAAAUCAACUGUGCCGGAAAAAGGUUUUGUGCCUGCAAUGAAUGAUCAUCUGACGGGAACCCGACCUCCUCAUCAUUGCAACCGUCUUAUACUUCCAGGGACAACGGGUACAAUUUCAGCAAAGGUUGUUUGUGCUGAAUGCGGUCGUCCCAUGGAGAAGUUCAUCAUGUACCGCUGCUGCGACGAUUAAGGAAAUUAUACAAUCUGCGGAUGGAGCAUAUCAUAUAUAAUAUCUUUAUUAAAGACUGGGUUUAGGAUUGAAUAAGUAAUGCUACUAUUUGCUGCUGCUUCUGUGUCUCGCAUGUGUGCUUCUUGUAAUGACCCAAUAUAUUGGUCAUCUGCUACCCCUUUCAUCCAUGCAAUAAAAUAUAAUGUUUUUUUUAUCA
Molecule: messenger RNA, 2368 nt
Organism: Mangifera indica (mango)
Lineage: Eukaryota; Viridiplantae; Streptophyta; Magnoliopsida; Sapindales; Anacardiaceae
Product: protein SIEVE ELEMENT OCCLUSION B-like
Exons: 7
Coding region: 58-2172 (704 amino acids)
Biological process (GO): phloem development
Source: RefSeq, a predicted model, not a curated record